AUUGUCAUGACCUUAUUAACUCUCCAAUCACGGCCUUAAUUUACGCACACGAAGUCGGACGCGAAACCCGGCGUAGAGGCGCGUCCACCUGAACGAAUCUCGAGAACGCAUUGUACCACCGACCUUCUCCGACUACCUACUCCUUCUGAACAGCCAGUGUCUCGUGUUUGAUUAGCAGUUCCGUCAGUAGCAUGCCAGCCAUGCCUCUCCGCCCUUCCCCGUCAGCGGACAACCUCCCUCCUGCAAAACGUGCCAGACACCUCAACACCCAUCUCCCGGACUCCAAGCUCACCCGCGGUGAACGACCUCCACAAACUCAGAAAACCAGCUUCGAGGAUGAUCUCGAGAAGUUGACACAGGAGAUUAGAAGUCAUGAGGGUGAGAGCAUGGAGACGGAUCAGAAGUGGGCGAGACCGGUGUUGGCGAAGAUUAAUCCGAACACAGACUCGAUUGUGUUUCAGCAGAUUGAUAUUGAUGAGAGCACUGACUCGCGUGGACCCACCCUCAGACUCUUCGGUGUCACAGAAGCCGGCAACUCCAUCCUUUGCCACGUUACAAACUUCAUGCCCUACAUCUACGUCCCCGCCCCACCCGGUUUCCAAACACACAUGCUUCCAGCCUUCAAAGAAGCCCUCGACUCUCACCUCGCGCAAUCCUCAGCAAUCGUCCACGCUGUCCAAAUUGCGAUGAAGACGAAUUUAUAUGGGUAUGCAGGCGGCUCUAAAAACCCGUUCUUGAAGAUCAUCUUGAAGGAUCCAAAGUAUUUGCCGAAGGUUAGGGGUGUGUUUGAGAGGGAGGGAAUCAAUUUUAAUGAUAUGUUUCCGGGGCCGACGACAACGUUUGAUAAUAUCGCGAACGAGUUAAGGUUUAUGAUUGAUACGAAGCUUGUUGGGAUGAAUUGGGUUGAGUUACCGGCAGGGAAGUAUUCGCUUACGUCUGAGGACAAGAAGAUUGGAACAUGCCAGAUCGAGUGUUCCAUUCCGUGGAAUCAUUUGAUUUCCCAUGCGCCACAGGGUGACUGGGGCAAGAUGGCUCCGCUCAGAGUUCUGUCAUUCGAUAUCGAGUGUGCGGGUCGUAAGGGUGUCUUUCCCGAACCGAACCAUGAUCCUGUCAUUCAGAUCGCGAAUGUGGUAACGACGUUUGGUGAGCCCAGGCCGUUCGUGCGGAAUAUCUUUACAGUGGAUACUUGUUUGCCCAUCUCUGGUGCGCAGGUUUUCGACUUCCAGGACCAGGGAAAGAUGUUGGCCAGCUGGACUGAUUUCGUGAGGGAAGUUGAUCCGGAUGUUAUUAUCGGUUACAACAUCGCCAACUUCGACUUGCCGUACUUGCUCGACCGUGCGAAGCACUUGAAAGUACAUGAGUUCCCGAAGUUGGGACGGAUCAAAACACAGAGGUCUGAGGCGAGGGAUACGACUUUCUCUUCGAAGGCCCACGGAACGCGUGAGUCGAAGCAGACGAAUAUCGAGGGACGAUUGCAAUUGGAUAUGUUGCAGGUGAUGCAUCGUGAUUACAAGUUACGCUCGUACACCCUUAACUCUGUAUGUGCGCACUUCUUGGGGGAGCAGAAGGAGGAUGUGCACCACUCUAUCAUUACGGACCUGCAAAACGGAACAGCCGAGACUCGACGAAGAUUGGCUGUAUACUGUUUGAAAGAUGCAUACUUGCCACAGAGAUUGAUGGACAAACUCAUGUGUUUCGUCAACUAUACUGAGAUGGCCCGUGUCACCGGUGUUCCUUUCAACUAUUUAUUGGCGAGAGGACAGCAGAUCAAGGUUAUCUCGCAGCUUUUCCGAAAGGCCGCGGAUGAGGGCCUGGUUGUGCCAAGUUUGAAGAGUGAGGGUGGGGGUGAUGAACAAUAUGAAGGUGCGACGGUUAUUGAGCCGACGAGGGGAUACUAUGACGUCCCGAUCGCCACGCUCGAUUUCGCGUCUCUUUAUCCGUCGAUUAUCAUGGCACAUAAUUUGUGUUAUACCACGCUUCUGCAGAACGCGACGAUUCAGCGUCUGGGGUUGGUCAAGGAUAAGGACUACAUCCAGACCCCGAACGGUGAUUACUUCGUCAAGUCUGAGCACCGCAAGGGACUGUUGCCGACAAUUCUGGAGGACUUGCUGAGUGCGCGUAAGAAGGCCAAGGCAGAUCUGAAGAAGGAGACGGAUCCGUUCAAGAAGGCCGUGUUGGAUGGUCGACAGUUGGCGUUGAAGAUCUCUGCGAACUCUGUGUAUGGUUUCACUGGUGCUACGGUUGGAAAGUUGCCUUGUUUGGCGAUUUCGUCGAGUACGACUGCGUAUGGUCGUCAGAUGAUUGAGCGGACCAAGGAGGAGGUGGAGAAGAAAUACUGUGUUGAGAAUGGAUACAGUCACUCUGCUGUCGUCAUCUACGGUGAUACCGAUUCCGUCAUGGUCAAGUUCGGUCCCAAGGAUCUGGCAGAAUGUAUGAGACUUGGUCAGGAAGCUGCGGAAUACGUGAGUACGAAGUUCGUCAAGCCGAUCAAGUUGGAGUUCGAGAAGUGCUAUUAUCCGUACUUGCUGAUUUCGAAGAAGAGGUAUGCCGGACUUUACUGGACGAGAGCGGAUAAGUACGACAAGAUGGACUCGAAGGGUAUCGAGACUGUGCGUCGUGAUAACUGUCGGUUGGUGCAGAACGUCAUCGAUACCGCGCUGAGAAAGAUGUUGAUUGAUCAGGAUGUUGAGGGGGCACAGCAGUAUACGAAGAACAUCAUUGCGGAUCUGCUGCAGAAUAAGGUUGAUAUGUCACAGCUUGUUAUCACGAAGGCUCUCGUCAAGGCGGAUUAUGCGGCUAAGCAGGCGCAUACGGAGCUCGCUGAGAAGAUGAGGAAGCGUGAUCCGGGAUCUGCGCCGGCGUUGGGUGAUCGUGUUGCAUAUGUCAUUGUUAAGGGUGCUAAGGGAGACAAGUUCUACCAGUGUUCUGAGGAUCCGAUUUACGUUUUGGAGAACAAUCUUCCGAUUGAUACCAAGUAUUACUUGGAGAACCAGUUGUCGAAACCACUGAUGAGGAUUUUCGAGCCCAUUUUGGGUGAGAAGGCAAAUUUGUUGUUGGCAGGUGAUCAUACGCGUUCGAUCAGCGUUGCUGCUCCCUCGGCGAGUGUGGGUGGAUUGAUGAGGUUUGCUGUCAAGACCGAAACGUGUAUGGGAUGCAAAACACCCCUCAAGCCCGGACAGAAGGGCGCCGUUUGUCCCAACUGUGCAGCACGUGUCGGUGAGCUCUACCAGAAGCAAUUGACCAACAUGAACGAGUUGGAGGUCAGGUUCGCGAGGUUGUGGACGCAGUGUCAACGCUGUCAGGGGAGUUUGCAUCAGGAUGUUUUGUGCUCGAGUAAGGAUUGUCCUAUCUUCUAUAUGAGGAAGAAGGCGCAGAAGGAUAUGCAGGAGGCGAGUUCGACUUUGGAGAGGUUUGACGCGAGCUGGUAGACUCAAGACGCGUCUGACGCAGGAUGUAUGCGUGGGUUUGCAAUUACGAUUACGAUGGGAACUUUGGAGUUUUGGUGUACAGGGAUCAAGAAUGUCAUUUCGUCAUAGCUCACGGGUUAAUUGAGAUUAAAAGAACAAAGAAGAUCCAGAAUGUCGCGGAUCGCCAAUUAAGGUUCACUACGGGCACGUCACUGGCAAGAGGACCCCUAGACGGCGCUUCGAAGCAUGCUGUUUUCUUUGUUCCAUCCAUUGCCAAUUCUUGUUUUCUACGCGGGGCCGUAUUCCUGCCAGGAGAGCGGCAAGCGUCGGCUAGCGGGGGUACUACGAGCCCCCUGCAGUGCGGUGAGGUAAACACACACAAACUCCUAGCG
Molecule: messenger RNA, 3799 nt
Organism: Saitoella complicata NRRL Y-17804
Lineage: Eukaryota; Fungi; Ascomycota; Saitoellomycetes; Saitoellales; Saitoellaceae
Exons: 3
Coding region: 192-3428 (1078 amino acids)
Biological process (GO): DNA replication proofreading; DNA-templated DNA replication; nucleotide-excision repair, DNA gap filling
Cellular component (GO): delta DNA polymerase complex
Molecular function (GO): DNA-directed DNA polymerase activity; nucleotide binding; DNA binding
Source: RefSeq, a predicted model, not a curated record